Molecule: messenger RNA, 969 nt
Organism: Seminavis robusta
Lineage: Eukaryota; Bacillariophyta; Bacillariophyceae; Naviculales; Naviculaceae
Source: the annotation of a GenBank genome assembly
CGCGAUCUUUCCAGCGGAAGUGGUACCGGUAGCUACUAGCUAGCCAGCAAGCACAAUAGGCAACCCUCGCUGGCCAGCGGGGAACAAUCAGUUACACGAUCUACCGUUUGGCACUGAAGAACCUGCCUGCCAGCCAAAUGCGAAGAGGUUUGGAAAACCGAACCGACACAUCAAUGCACACAAGAUCCAAGCUCAUCAGCCACAAAACCAGCAAGGAAGGAUAGUGACAAGUUGGGAAAGCAAGAAUCUUCGAACAGAGUGGAAAAUGGCACAUGAAUUACCAGAUAUCGAAGUCCUUGGUGAAUGGGACCAUGGGAUUUGUGAUCCGGUCUUUGACGAAGGAACGGACGUCUCAGAGAAGUCGAUGGAAGGAGACCCGAAAGCCGUCAUGAGCAGCACGCGUUGUGGCAAGCUCAUGGGGAGCAUCAAGAAUGCGGAACAGGCGGUUGAAAAUGCCGCAAAAAUGGUAUUCCAAGGUAUGGAACGCAGGGUAGGAGGUGUUGUUGGUCGUCACAUCAGCGAGGACGAAGCCAAGACCAAGUCGUCUGAGUAAACCUGCAAUGCCCCGCCCAAGCGGUACGGUAUGGACGAGUGAACGUCAAGUGAGGAAGAAUUGAGGCAGCAAUCGUAAAAGUGUGAGCAGGCGGUGUCAUUCGACAUGACGCGGCAAGGUACGGCAAUAGCAUCGGUACCUUCAGAGACGGUGCGGGCCAUGUUUGUGCAUGUUCGUCCUACUGUAUUCACGCUGCAACAAAAAACUUGUUAGGGCUAGCGUGGCUGCUGCACGUACAAUAAUACAUUUACAUUCAAAGGACCAGAGAGCAAGUUAUAAGUGGAAGGCAGAUUCGAUUCGAUUCGAUUCGAUUCUGUUCAUGUGCACACCGGUACGUAUUGUCUGGCGAGUAAGAGUAAGUUAUAAGAGUAAACUGUUCUGCUUUUCUUCGAGCUGUAGCAAGCCAUUAUUUGUGA